CCAUAGCAAAAAAUGCUAUAGUAAAUAAUUAAUCAAAGCAAUUUGCUUUUACCCCAGCAAAUAAAAAUUGAUCAUAUCACCAAGAUAUGCUGGUUUCCCUCACAUGAUAGUAUGUUCACCAAGAAGUGUUGCCCAAAAAUCGACCGCGUUAUUGUUUACAAUUGCAUUUGCUUGCUGUUACCUUCGUGAUGGCCACAAUCGGUUCGGAUGGAAUUGGCAGUAGCCGAUGUGGUAUUUUAGAGACUCGGGUGCGAGGUUGUUGGUAUAGAGUGGCAGUAGUGUUGGAGGCAGAUUUGAGUGUCACCCUUGAUGAAUCUUGUGAGACUUCGACGGCACUAAAUGGUGGUGCAUCGUUGCUCAACAAUAACAACAACCUGCCGGAGACGCCGUGCCGGGACGCCGAUGUUCCGGACGCUGUUGCAAACCAGAAGCGACAGGUGCGCGUUGUUAAAUCCGACAAUAAUGGCCUAGGUGUCAGUAUCAAAGGCGGUCGUGAAAAUCGUAUGCCGAUAUUGAUAAGUAAAAUAUUUCGUGGUUUGGCGGCCGACGCAGCGGGUGGCUUGUACGUGGGCGAUGCCAUAUUAAGUGUUAAUGGAGAAGACCUGAGGGACGCCACUCAUGAUGAAGCUGUCAAAGCGUUGAAGAGAGCAGGAAGGGUUGUGAAUUUAGAAGGUGAGUUUUGGAAAUUUUCUAUUAACCUUUAAUAAACGAACGCAUUACGUAAAACUA
Messenger RNA from Ctenocephalides felis (cat flea), 729 nucleotides. RefSeq names its product beta-1-syntrophin-like. Gene Ontology annotation, cellular component: dystrophin-associated glycoprotein complex; intracellular anatomical structure. Lineage: Eukaryota; Metazoa; Arthropoda; Insecta; Siphonaptera; Pulicidae. The record is from RefSeq and is a predicted model, not a curated record. Gene Ontology annotation, molecular function: structural molecule activity; protein binding.